UCACUUCCUCGCGUGUGUCGUGGGCGUGUCAGGCGGUGGGUGUGCCUCGUCUCACGGUGGGUGUGGUUAGCGGUGCAGGUGCGGAAGCCUCAAGAGAGGUCAGUGUGAGACCGGAGCCUGAGAGCAGCGAGACCGAGGCAGCGGCCAGAGAGUAACAGGAGUCGUUACUAUGGCAAUGACGGCGAGUACCCCCACAUCUUGUGCCACGAGCUGCCACACCCGGGAGAGAGUGACCGUGGCCAAACUCACACUCGAGACCUUCUACAGUAAUCUCAUCCUGCAGCACGAGGAGCGAGAGACCCGGCAGAAGAAGCUGGAGAUGGUCAUGGACGAGGAGGGGUUAGGAGACGACGAGAAAAAAAUGCGGCGAUCGCAACACGCCCGGAAGGAAACGGAGUUCCUGCGGCUGAAGAGGACCCGGCUGGGGCUGGAUGAUUUCGAGUCGCUGAAAGUGAUUGGCCGAGGGGCCUUCGGAGAGGUUCGUCUGGUUCAGAAGAAGGACACUGGACACAUCUAUGCCAUGAAGAUUCUACGCAAGGCCGACAUGCUGGAGAAAGAGCAGGUAGCCCACAUCCGAGCAGAGCGGGACGUACUGGUGGAAGCAGACGGGGCCUGGGUCGUUAAGAUGUUCUACAGCUUCCAGGAUAAGAGGAACCUCUAUAUGAUCAUGGAGUUUCUUCCUGGAGGGGACAUGAUGACUUUGCUUAUGAAGAAGGACACGCUGACGGAGGAGGCAACGCAGUUUUAUAUUGCCGAAACUGUCCUUGCUAUUGAUGCCAUUCACCAGCUUGGAUUUAUCCACAGGGAUAUAAAGCCGGACAAUCUGUUGUUGGAUGCUAAGGGCCACAUCAAGCUUUCAGAUUUCGGCCUCUGCACGGGGCUGAAGAAGGCCCAUAGAACCGAGUUUUACCGGAACCUGACCCAUAGUCCUCCCAGUGACUUCUCCUUCCAGAACAUGAACUCCAAGAGAAAAGCAGAAACGUGGAAGAAAAACCGCCGGCAGCUGGCCUACUCCACAGUCGGGACCCCUGAUUACAUCGCGCCGGAGGUCUUUGUGCAGACGGGGUACAACAAGCUCUGUGAUUGGUGGUCGCUGGGAGUCAUAAUGUACGAGAUGUUAAUCGGGUACCCCCCAUUCUGCUCAGAGACUCCCCAGGAAACAUACAGGAAAGUGAUCAACUGGAAGGAGACCUUGGUCUUUCCUCCCGAGGUGCCGACGUCGGAGAAAUCCAAGGAUUUAAUUCUCAGGUUUUGUACGGACUCCGAAAACCGCAUCGGGUCCAACGGCGUGGAGGAAAUUAAGAGUCGCCCCUUUUUCGAAGGCGUAGACUGGGGACACAUCAGGGAGCGGCCGGCGGCGAUUCCCAUCGAAAUAAAGAGCAUCGACGACACCUCCAAUUUCGACGACUUCCCGGAGUCGGACAUCUUGCAGCCAGCGCCGAACCCACCAGAGACCGACUACAAGUCCAAAGACUGGGUCUUCCUCAAUUACACGUACAAGAGGUUCGAAGGUCUGACGCAGCGGGGGUCGAUCCCUUCCUACAUGAAAUCCGGGAAGCUAUGAGCAGCGAAACUCCUCCCCCCCUACCAUCCCCGAACAUAAACCGUUACUCAGGUAUCCGCAGAGAACACGUCAAUGAAAUGUAUUCUAGACUCGUGUCCCGGAGGAAAUUCUGCAGGAUUAGGAUUUCGGACGACUACAGGAAACAGCUGGCAGCGCCGGCGACUAUUCCCCUCCCUCUUCCUGGUUUUUUUUUUUUAAUUUUUUUUUUUUGGAGAGAAAAAACUCAAUUUUGAUUCUACCGGAAUGUGUGCGUCUGUAUCAGAUUUCUGGCUGUCUCUCUGUGAGCGUUACAGGUCAUUUGGAUUUGUGUAAUAUGGCCAGUAGGUUAAUGUGGCCUUUAAAUGGUCAAUACUGGGAGCCUGGGAGGCAUCAUGUCUGUUGGGAGGAAAUGUACUGGGUUAUAUUGUUACUUUAUCUAUGUGUCUGAUCAUAUUCUUAUUUAUUCUGCCCCAAUCAUUCUUCUUUUCAUUAUUAUUUAUUAAUUGAGUAGUAGCGAGCGAUUAGCAUAAACCCCACCCCCUAGUAGAGAGUGAUUAUCAUAAACUCCACCCCUAGUAGCGAAAGAUUAUUAUAAACUACACCCCUAGUAGAGAUCGAUUAGCAUAAACCCCCACUCCUAAUAGUGAGCGAAUAGCAUAAACCCCACACCUAGUAGUGAGCUAUUAGCAUAAACCCCACCCCUAGUAGUGAGCUAUUAGCAUAAACCCCACCCCUAGUAGUGAGCUAUUCGCAUAAACCCCACCCCUAGUAGUGAGCUAUUCGCAUAAACCCCACCCCUAGCAGAGAUCGAUUAUCAUAAACCCCCACUCCUAAUAGUGAGCGAAUAGCAUAAACCCCCACUCCUAAUAGUGAGCGAAUAGCAUAAACCCCACUCCUAGUAGUGAGCGAAUAGCAUAAACCCCACCCCUAGUAGUGAGCUAUUAGCAUAAACUCCACCCUAGCAGAGAUCGAUUAUCAUAAACCCCACUCCUAAUAGUGAGCGAAUAGCAUAAACCCCACCCCUAGUAGUGAGCUAUUAGCAUAAACCCCACCCCUAGCAGAGAUCGAUUAUCAUAAACCCCACUCCUAGUAGUGAGCGAAUCGCAUAAACCCCACCCCUAGUAGUGAGCUAUUAGCAUAAACCCCACCCCUAGUAGUGAGCUAUUAGCAUAAACCCCACCCCUAGCAGAGAUCGAUUAUCAUAAACCCCACCCCUAGUAGUGAGAAAAUAGCAUAAACCCGACCCC
Messenger RNA from Xenopus laevis (African clawed frog), 2790 nucleotides. RefSeq names its product serine/threonine kinase 38 like L homeolog (gene stk38l.L). The transcript is spliced from 14 exons. Gene Ontology annotation, molecular function: transferase activity; protein kinase activity; protein serine/threonine kinase activity. The coding region runs from base 170 to 1564 and encodes 464 amino acids. The record is from RefSeq and is a predicted model, not a curated record. NCBI's taxonomy places the organism in Eukaryota, Metazoa, Chordata, Amphibia, Anura, Pipidae. Gene Ontology annotation, cellular component: cytoplasm.